AUGCCAGUCUAUGAAGAGAAAUUCAUCUCACCGCUGGCUGUGCGUUUCUCCCAAGAACACCUGCGAACGCGCUUUUGCAACGGCCAAGCUUUGGAUGAGGUGACAGGCUUGGUGCAGGAAGUUGCGGGAGUCGGGCCUUACGAUGUGAUUCUGAAGGCACCUUUUCCAAACAUUGAAGUGAUCCGAUGGGCCCCUGGACAGAAGAGAAUCGGAACGGUAGGAAUGGCCAUACAGGCGAUACCUGACGAGAGGUCUCACUGGUUUACAACGGAUAAUCGGAGGCUCUACGUGCUGCAGAAAGUCGCGGCUAGGUUGUGGCCCAAGAAGGCGGGCGUCCAAGUGGAUGUCUUAUUUGCGGCGCCUCCUCGUGAGCUCUUCAAGAAGUACGACUCCUCCACGGCCGGUUUGCUGGCCUCUGUAGGCUCUGUAGGUGCUGGCAUCUGGGAUUGGAUGAAAGCCGUCAGUCCAGCUGAUGGUCAUGUGAACAUGGCGAUGGAGGAGGCUGCCCACAAGCAGGUCCUCUUCGAUGAUGCCUCCGGCUCACUCGAAGAACUCGUGAGCGUCCCCCAGGCCCAGGCCCAGGCCCAGGCCCAGGCCCAGGCCCAGGCCCAGGACACUCCCAAGGCGAGCCCUGUGACCAAGCAGAAAGAGGCUCAGGGAGGCAGAGACAGAGAGGACGACGAUGCCGAUGCCACUGCGACAUCAAGCACGUCCAGUGGCCAGCAUCAGCCCAGCCCUACCCCAGCAUUGAGCCCAAGCACAAAGAGCGAGAAGGACUCGGCUCAUGAGGAGAAUUCGCGAGUCACUUCGGAAGAGUCUGAGGAAUCGGAAGAGGAGGAGUGGUCGGAAGAAUGGCUGAGUCUGGCCGAGCAUUGGCGUGGAGUCUCUAGCUUGCUCGAGGGCAGUUGGAAGGGACCCAAGGGGGAGACCUACACGAUGGAAUUCUGCGAGCCUUCGGACAACGUGGUGUGUGGUCAUUGUGUCCGCUGCCAGGGCUCGAAGGAGAAGACCUUCUCCGUCCGCUACGAAUAUGACAGCUGCCUGCUCUUCUGGGGUACUGGCCGGAAAUUCUGCUUGGAUCCCGAGGAACUCCGAACAGUGCCAACGAACGCCAGAUGGUAUGUUGCAGGGAAAGAGGAGCCCGAAUUCGAAUGGGUUCUUAUCGGUGGAGAACCGCCUCGCGACAGAAGAGAGAGAAAGCGGGUGGGCAAAGACAAGAACCUCACCGUCGACAAGGACCCGUGCCGUGACCAACCUAGGGUGCCCGGUGCCCAGCCGGUGCCCCAGUGGGCCUUGCGGCGUGGCAUGAAGCGCGAUUACGACCAUCUAUUCAAGUUGGUGUUGAUUGGCGACUCUGGCACAGGGAAGUCCUGCUUGCUGUUGCGUUUUGCUGACGACGCAUUUACCGACAGCUACAUCACUACCAUUGGCGUUGACUUCCGCUUCAAAACAAUUCCCGUGGAGCAGAAGACAGUCAAGCUGCAAAUAUGGGACACGGCUGGCCAGGAACGGUUUCGAACCAUCACGAGUGCAUACUAUCGCGGCGCCGAUGGCAUCAUCUUGGUGUACGACAUAUGUGAUCGGGAAUCAUUCUCUCAUGUGGAAGAUUGGCUGAAUGAGGUCAGCAGAUACGUGAACGAAAGUACCUCUAAGAUCUUGCUGGGGAACAAAUGUGACAUGACAGCAGAGAGGCAAGUUUCCACCGAGGAGGCGCAGAAGAAAGCAGAUGAACUUGGCAUACCUUUCAUCGAAACUUCUGCCAAAGACGCCACGCACGUGGAAACAGCUUUCAGCAUGAUGUCAGCAGAGUUGAUCAAGAAGCGCGAGAAGCAAGGUGCCAGACCCGUCGGGGAUGUAGGACUUGGGAGACCGCGUAGUUCCAGUACCUCGUGCACGUGCCCUGGCAAUUAG
This is a messenger RNA of Symbiodinium sp. CCMP2456, 1911 nucleotides long. Lineage: Eukaryota; Dinophyceae; Suessiales; Symbiodiniaceae. The record is from the annotation of a GenBank genome assembly.